AAAAGAUAAGGUUUUAAAAACUGAGCCACUAAAAUCGAGAGAGGCCGACAGUGAUCACUGGCUUUUUAUGGACUUGUUCAGAUUAAAUACAACAACAUACAAAGCAUUAAAACAUGUUAAAAACACAACAGCCUUAAUAAACUCAGAGUAGUUUGGACCGGGAUGCAGGGUUCAUACACCAUCAUUUAACAGCCGUUUAACAGCCUCGCACUUCCGGCCUGCGAAGGCCAUGUACUUCGAAGGAUGCGGCCCCUGAGUGGCCGUUCCACAUUUCCGCCUGUAGGUGGCGAUGAUGCAGCCGCAAGUUGGUUACCACACAAACCUCAAGAACUAAAGAAGAAAAUCACCGCCGGUCCACACUCCACACCAGUUGGUGGCGGUAAUGCACCAUUUUGCUGUUUGCCAACCGCCAAUAAACCCUAUACAGAAGAAGAAGAAGAUCACCGUGUACUGUUGUGUUUAGCAUUUCAGCGGUGUAGUUCUGAGGGUUUUUUUUCAAGGAUAUGGUGACUGUUACAGGGCCAUGGAUAGCUCGUACCGCUCAGACACUCCGGGCUAUAACAGCCGCUAUGUGCACUCGCCGUACAGUCACCCCGGGCUUCACGAAGCACGGGAGCCGGACCUCACGGCUCCACCGUGGACGCCUCCGCCGGCUUACGACGCUCGUCCCUUCGGUGUGGGUUUCACGGGGCCACCUUUUGCCCAGCCUUAUGGAUUUGACCCCUCUGUGCCCCCGCCUGGUUUCGGCUGCCCACCCCCCGGACACCUCCUGAACGUGGCACUCCCAAGCAUCCCCGGAGCCCCCCAGCAACUCCAAACACGGCCUCGCGCUCCCCGCUGUGACCGUGAGCUAGCGUCAGACCGCAGCCACACGGAGCACCGCGGCCCGGUAGCGACACAGGAUCCGGACGAUGAUGUGGCCCGGCAGAGGAAGCAGGACACGAAAUGGGUCAGACAGUUCUUACAGGCCACAGGGAAGAAGAGCUGCGGGAGGCUACAGAGCCAGCACCCGCCGCAACUGAGCUCCAUCUCCUCCCUCAGACAGGCUCUGUACGGGGCAGCUCAGCUCAUUUCACGGCUGGAAGACAUUUGUCACACUCUGACUCACUCUCUGCACGAUGACGGUGAGUGGACGCACUCAUAUUUAAGGGCUUUAGGCAUCAAGGCAGAGCUGGCGGACAAAGCCAGACUUCUCACCGACACCUCGCGAUUAGGUGAGCUGAAGGCUCAAGUGUCCCGGGCUAGUUGCAGGAGGCUCCGCAGACUGAGAGCCAGGAGAGAAGCGAAGGAGGAGGAGAAAGACGCGGAAGAGCGCAGGUCUCUCAAAGAGACCGCUGUAGACAAAUGGAGGAUGAAACUGAUGCAGGAAGUGGAGGAGAAGAAAAAGGAGAAGGAACUGAAGAUGGCUGCAGACUCUGUUCUUUGUGAAGUUAGGAAGAAGCAGGCCGAUGUGAAGAGGAUGCAGGACAUCCUGAGAUCCCUGGAGAAGCUGCGUAGGCUACGGAGAGAAGCGGUAUCCAAGAAAGGCAUCGUGACUGAGUUGCAGAGUGACGAGGUGUUCAGCAGCACACUGGAGCAGCUGAGAAUGGUGAUAAAGAGGAGGACUGUAGUUUACUCGGCAGAGGAGAAGGCCCUGAUGGUGAUGCUGGAAGGAGAGCAAGAGGAGGAGAGGAGGAGAGAGCGGGAGCGCCGAGUGAGGAAGGAGAGAGAGAGACAGCUGCAGAGGAAGCACAGAGUGGACUCCAUGCUGUUUGGAGAGGAGUUCCCAGGCGACUUUGGCCUGCAGCCCUUCAGAGACUAUUACAGCCAGGCGGAGCACUCGCUGCAUGCACUCAUCCACAUCAGAAAAGAAUGGGACACAUGUUUGGUGGCAGUAGAUCAUCCUGAUAGUUCAUCCGUUCCUCAGAGCUGGGUCCUGCCAAACCCCCCAUCAGACCAGGCCUGGGCCUCCACCCUGCAGACUACUGACACUGACUGUGAGAACCUCUGACUUGUCCUCGGCAUGCACAGUGCAGCAACCAGGUGACAGUGACAAAGAUGGCCGCAGCUUACCUGGAGUUUUCAACACGCUUCCAUCGACGUUUAGAUGAGAGGAGCAGCAGGUCUCUGAAUUUGAAACAGAUGUAAGCCUUCUUGGGACAACAGGAAGUGUUUUAUCUGUGUGAGGUGCAGCUGUGGAACAGCCCACAGUAUUGACUUAUGCCUGUUUUCUUUACUCAGUAAUAGUUUGUAUUUUACUCUGAUGAAUUUUCCGAAGACAAAAUAAAAUUAAGUGAAAAUGAAGUUGUCACGCAGUUUA
Molecule: messenger RNA, 2299 nt
Organism: Pelmatolapia mariae (spotted tilapia)
Lineage: Eukaryota; Metazoa; Chordata; Actinopteri; Cichliformes; Cichlidae
Gene: pdcd7
Product: programmed cell death 7
Exons: 5
Coding region: 524-1990 (488 amino acids)
Source: RefSeq, a predicted model, not a curated record